Molecule: messenger RNA, 3244 nt
Organism: Misgurnus anguillicaudatus (oriental weatherfish)
Lineage: Eukaryota; Metazoa; Chordata; Actinopteri; Cypriniformes; Cobitidae
Source: RefSeq, a predicted model, not a curated record
UAAUGUCCAUUGAUGGAAUCUUCCUACACAUCUUACAUUCCCUUUUUAGGGAUGGGUCAGAUAAAACAAACCUGCUGUCUGUAUCACUUUGGCCGGGGAUCAUUUAAGCAUUUACAGAUGUUGUACAUUUUGUGGAUGCAUGGUGUAAUGAGAAGCUACUGGGGCCCUUUUACAUUCGUUUUGCUUGAACAUCACAGGAGAGAGACUGGACAAGAUAAAGUUUUUUGGGCUGCUUGUGUAAACAUUGUAAUUCAUUUGAUGACUUUAAAGCAAUGAAUUUUGUAUGCACAGUACAGUACACGCUAUAUGGUGAUACAGGCGCAAAACAAACAAAUCGCUCGCAGUUAUAUAACAUACAAUUGUUCUUCAUGUUUCAGUACUGUUUACUUACUUUAUAUUAUGAAAUAAACAAGGAUCUUUGAGACAACAUGGAACAUGCAAAGAAUUCAAACUUAGCAUAAUGGACAUGUUAAAGAUUAAUAAUGACGUCCAGAUUGUUAAACUCUUAUACAAGCAUUCCAUACACCAAACACAAGCUUUUCAUCAUAUAUCAUAAAAGAUCAAACGCUGAACAAAAGUUAUGUGAAGAAGUUAAUGCACGCAGCUACAGCCUGGCAUUCUGUUAAUAAGUAAUAUUGGUCACAGACUUACAAUUAAACCAAACAUGGCAUGUUAUACAAUAAGAUGAUCUUUUUCAUUUUUACAUUUGCUAGGUGGUACUAGGUAAUCCUUUAAUUAGUGGAGGACUCAAUCCAUGCGAACAUGAAUAGAGCCAUGUGAUGCAUUUCUACCCCUUGAGAUGUUUCACAGGAUUCGUUAAAAAACGCAGAUUCAAUGGCAUGGAAGCCCACACUGAAACAAAGACUCCAGGUCACAAACCAGAGAGGUUUCCCACCUCUUGAAACUAUUCCAGUAAAUCAACAUGGAUCAUCUUCUCCAAACACUGGUCUCAAUAGCAACACCAUGCUUCAGGGCAGGUCUCUUAAAGAUUCAAGACAACGCUCGGAAAAAAACUCAUUCACGGCUAGAAAAGCUUUUCUCAUAGCAUGCGGGGUGCAAUGUGUUCUGUCACCACGACCUACCAACUGCUCCACAUCAUCACCCAAUAAAGAUGAGAAAGAGAGACCUCGUUCCUCUCCUGCAAGAGGUGAAAGAGUCGAGAGAGAGAUGGAGGGAUGGUCUGCAUACUCUGGGAUCAAGAGAACAGAUAAAAGAGAGCGAGCGAGGAGCAGUAUACACAGAGAGAGAGCACCGGUGGAUUUAACACACAGGCCUUUCACUGUUCCACUGGAGAAACAGAUGAGACGUCGAGCAUUAAGCACACCAGAUAUUCCCACAUGCAAGAUUCUCUGGCGAAGAAAAGAUGAUCAAAGUUUCCUCCAAGAUGAUCCUCAACACUCUGCUGAAGACAAGAGUCUCGACCUGACUCCAUCUCUUCAUCUCUACCUGCCUUCAUCAUACCAGCCAGAAGAGCGGCUGGGAGAACAAAACAACGGUUUGGAUGUGCACGACAAGCAAGCCGUCACGCUCACAGUGGAAGUCAGAGAGCAUAACAUCGCCACAGAUAUCCAAAACCAAGACAUCACUGUCAACAGUAUAAAUGAAGAACGGCAAAAUGAUUUUACGGAUGGCUUACAAUAUGAUGUCACAGAUGCCAGGCGGCCUAACAAUCCACAGCCUGGCAUGACUGACACACAGCAUGAAACUCCAGAGGAAAACUUUGAGAAUGACAUCAUAGACGGAAAAUCGGAGAGAAUCACAGAUGACAACAUUCAACAUGAAAUCACAGAUAACAGCAUCGCGCAAAUAAAUCAAUGUGAUAUCAUCGACGUUGGUGAAUCUUACACUGAAGAUGGGCAACCAAAAACUAAUAACACAUAUAAGAGAACCAGAUCAAAUAUUCAUAACCGGACUACAUACUUAAGAGUGAACAACACCUCUAAUGGCAAGCUCAUAGACAAAACACGUUAUCCGGCCCCAGCUACGGCUCUUACAUUCCCAUAUUCAACAAUGAUGGACAGAAAUCCCUCUUCCACGGUAAGCGUCUUGCCAUCGUUUUAUGGAAUUUCGUUUGGCAUCAAAACAUUCAACACUUCUGAGCCCCGCAGUUCCAAAACGAGAAGCAGAAAAGUCUAUAAUGACAUCAGAUUUAUGCGGCCGAUGCAUGACGUGCGACACAUCAUAGAAACAAAAGGAAAUUCCUGCUCUUUACAAACAAAGGCUGGAGGCGUAAUCAGCCCCCGCCCCAAAAUAAUGAGCACUGAGAGGAGGACCCCGCCUCAUAAAAUUAAAACCACCAAAACAUUUUUGUGGGGACCAGACGGACCCCAAGAAACUAAGACGGUGUGCGAGCUACAGAGUCACUUGAACAGGUGGAGGAGCUCAGUUUAAUGUAAGAGGGCAGACAUGUGUGUGGCCUUACAUGCCUUCUGCAUGAGACUGUUUGGGUUUAAAUGCAAAUGUCUCAUGGUUUUCAGAAGGACUUAUUGAGAACACCAACCUCAAAGUCUAGCAUAGAAGAACUAUGAAUUAUUUGGGAUUUUUGAAACACUCUGGUUUUUCUCAGUGACUGACGUUGCAGUUCGUGUUGACGUGAAUUAUUAUGAUUCAUUGAAAAACAAAUCCCUGCAGGGUCUUGGUGCUUUCUGUCUGUGACUCGAUAUAAAACCAGUAGAUCAUCUAAGAUGUAACUCUUUUAUUUAGAAAGCAUGAGUCUGGUGAGUGUAUUUCAGCACUGGGGAAUCAUAUUUCAUAAGGCUGUAGUUAAAGAGAAAAUAACAGCCAUUGGCUUUGGAAAGUAAAAUGCAUUCAUAUCUUAAGAAUCAGACGUUUUGUAAAAAAUAUUGAUACGUUAGUAAUGUUAAAUUAAAUGCCAAGUAUGAGGAAGUAGAAAUUACAUUGUUAUAAUUUUAAAUGUUGUGAAAUAUAUACAGUAUGUGCAAAAGGCAACAAUACCAUGCCAGAAUUAGAUUUGUUGUUUUGCAAGCGUAUAUAUGAUAUGAUCAUAUAAAAUAAAUUCUAAGUCUCUUUAUUAGAAUUCAACCAGAAAAUACAGGAAAUGUGUAUGUAGUAUUAAAAACAGUAUAAAAUUAAGCUGAAGUGGCAAGUAUUCAGGGUAAACUCCGCUUUACUCAGUGCGGCUCGUGACUGCUCAUCCGAGGGGCGCUAAUUCAAAAUAAGUGUUCGGAGUGUCAUGUGUGUUGCUCGUGUUUUCAAAAUUGUUUGUUGUGUCAUGUAAACCAUG